Molecule: messenger RNA, 1539 nt
Organism: Lipotes vexillifer (Yangtze River dolphin)
Lineage: Eukaryota; Metazoa; Chordata; Mammalia; Artiodactyla; Lipotidae
Gene: VDR
Product: vitamin D receptor
Exons: 10
Coding region: 119-1402 (427 amino acids)
Biological process (GO): positive regulation of transcription by RNA polymerase II; cell differentiation; negative regulation of transcription by RNA polymerase II
Cellular component (GO): nucleus
Molecular function (GO): vitamin D response element binding; nuclear receptor activity; zinc ion binding
Source: RefSeq, a predicted model, not a curated record
GCGGAGCAGCGUACCCACACGCAGUACCAGGGUCCUUUUGGUUGGAAGCGUCUGUGAGCCCUCACAGAAGGGCACCUCUGCGCUCGACUUCCCUUCCCUCCUCUGCUCCCUCAGUUGGAUGGAGGCGAUGGCAGCUGGUGCUUCCUUGCCUGACCCCGGCGACUUCGACCGGCACGUGCCCCGGAUCUGCGGUGUGUGCGGAGACCGAGCCACCGGCUUCCAUUUCAACGCUAUGACCUGUGAAGGCUGCAAAGGUUUCUUCAGACGGAGCAUGAAGCGGAAGGCACUGUUCACCUGUCCCUUCAACGGACACUGCCGCAUCACCAAGGACAACCGCCGCCACUGCCAGGCCUGCCGGCUCAAGCGCUGUGUGGACAUCGGCAUGAUGAAGGAGUUCAUCCUGACUGACGAAGAGGUGCAGCGGAAGCGGGAGAUGAUCCUCAAGAAGAAGGAAGAGGAGGCCUUAAAGGACAGCCUGCGGCCGAAGCUGUCCGACGAGCAGCAGCGCAUCAUCACCAUCCUGCUGGACGCCCACCACAAGACCUAUGACCCCACCUACGCCGACUUCAGCCAGUUCCGGCCUCCGGUUCGAGAGAGGGAGAAUGAAGGGAACCAUCCCUCAGGGCCUUGGUUCAUACACACGCCCAGCUUCUCUGGAAACUCAUCCUCCGCCUGCUCAGAUCACUACACCUCCUCUCCAGAUACGAUGGAGCCAACCGGCUUCUCCAACCUGGAUCUGAGUGAGGAAGACUCUGAUGACUCUUCUGUGACCCUGGACCUGUCCCAGCUCUCCAUGCUGCCGCACCUGGCUGACCUGGUCAGUUACAGUAUCCAAAAGGUCAUUGGCUUUGCCAAGAUGAUCCCAGGGUUCAGAGACCUCACCCCUGAGGACCAGAUCGUGCUGCUGAAGUCGAGUGCCAUUGAGGUCAUCAUGCUGCGUUCCAACCAGUCCUUCACCAUGGACGACAUGUCCUGGACCUGCAGCAGUCCGGACUACAAGUACCAAGUCAGUGAUGUAACCAAAGCCGGACACAGCCUGGAACUGAUCGAGCCCCUCAUCAAGUUCCAGGUGGGGCUGAAGAAGCUGGACUUGCAUGAGGAGGAACACGUGCUGCUCAUGGCCAUCUGCAUUGUCUCCCCAGACCGUCCCGGGGUGCAGGACGCUGCACUGGUCGAGGCCAUCCAGGACCGCCUGUCCAACACGCUGCAGACCUACAUCCGCUGCUGCCACCCACCCCCAGGCAGCCACCUGCUCUACGCCAAGAUGAUCCAGAAGCUAGCGGACCUGCGUAGCCUGAACGAGGAACACUCCAAGCAGUACCGCUGCCUCUCCUUCCAGCCCGAGUGCAGCAUGAAGCUGACGCCCCUCGUGCUCGAGGUGUUUGGCAGCGAGAUCUCCUGAGUAGGGCAGCCUUCCCUGGCGCCUGGGCGGGGCCGCCUCUCUGGGGCCGGAGGCUGCCCAGCUCUCCCCACUCCUUCGGGAGUUCAGCCCCUCCUCUCCCACUUCCCCUCCCCGCCCAGCCCAUCCUCCCUGCUGCC